Messenger RNA from Lucilia sericata (common green bottle fly), 1319 nucleotides. Its product is annotated as tissue factor pathway inhibitor-like. Bases 568 to 1191 code for a protein of 207 amino acids. Gene Ontology annotation, molecular function: serine-type endopeptidase inhibitor activity. Lineage: Eukaryota; Metazoa; Arthropoda; Insecta; Diptera; Calliphoridae. The record is from RefSeq and is a predicted model, not a curated record. The transcript has 2 exons.
AAUGCCGGAGUUAGUUUAUUCUGAAUACUUCAAGUGAUCACAAGUGCAACACGCUAAAAAAGAUAAAUCUCUUAAAAAAAAAUAUCCACGAAAAACAAUAAAAAAAAACAACAAACCAACUCAAAAUAUUCCAUUAAGUGUUUUAUUUUUAAAAUCUUUAAAACAUCUUUAGCGAAUUGGCUAUUUUUAGUUAAUGAUUUGAGUGUUUCUGCUGUGUGUGGCGGACUUAAACGAAACAAUUAAAACUUGGUAAAUGCAAUAAUUUUGCAUUAAUUUUCAUCUUCAUUAUUGCAGUUUGAAAAACCGAAAAAAAAAAUAUCAAAAACAACAGGCAUUAGCAAAAGAGUUCUACUUGAGUGCUUCUACACAGACCAUUAAAACGUCGCCGCUGACCACGCAAAUAGUGAAAAUUAAUUUUAGUUUCACUAACGUUGUUUGUUGUGCCUGCUGCCAUUCAUAGCAAUUGGUGAUACAAAAGUAUUCAUUGCAAAAGAUUUUAAUCUUCAUACUAAACACCACUGGUAAGCCAGUGUGAGCAUUUCUUGCUGUUCCAUCAACAGCCUGAAAAUGAAGUUUCCAACCGCUUCGUUAAUACAAUUCUUAGUUAUAAUUGCGUUGAGUUCUACGCAUGAGGAACAAGUGGAAGCUGCUGUGGGUUUAUAUGGUCCCGAUAGAUAUGAAGGUCUACCUGAAAUCUGUUUGAUGCCCAUGGAUUUUGGUUAUUGUCGUGCCAAGGUACAACGUUAUUACUUCGAUAUAAGACGUAUGAAAUGUACCAUGUUCUUUUGGGGUGGCUGUGCCGGUAAUGAUAACAAUUUUAAGUCCAUGGAAGAGUGUAAUAAUUUCUGCAAUUCUCCCUAUGAGGAUCAUGUCCAUAAUGAGGUAGUGGCUGUGAAAAAGGAACGCACCGAAAGCCGAGUAGAGAGUAGAGGAAGUGGUAAUACAAAAUAUAAUACUUUAAAUAGCAGAGAUGGCGCCGGUAGAGAUAGUGCUCCCAAAUCGGUGCCUAAAUUUUCCUUAAAACCAAAUGUCACUUCAAAGGAAACCGGUUAUAAGGGUUCCUUCAAGGCCAGUUCUAAAAGCUUUAAUAUAAAUCCAGCACCAAAACCCAGCAGUAAUAAUAACAACAAUAACAGUAACAGUAACAUCGAUCCUUUAGAUGCUAUUGAUGAUGAAGAUUAUGAUGAUUAAGAGGAGCAUUAGUACUCGCAAGUAUUUGUGAGAAUCAAUUGAUUUAUAUACAUAUAUUUAUUAAUUAAAUUUAUUUUUUGUACAAUGUAAUUUAAUAAAUUAUAUUUAAAAUAAAAAGAGUUAUGUUA